Messenger RNA from Tilletiopsis washingtonensis, 5948 nucleotides. RefSeq lists its product as hypothetical. The record is from RefSeq and is a predicted model, not a curated record. Bases 74 to 5647 code for a protein of 1857 amino acids. NCBI's taxonomy places the organism in Eukaryota, Fungi, Basidiomycota, Exobasidiomycetes, Entylomatales. The transcript is spliced from 15 exons.
CCACCACGCGCAAGACUCUCGAGCAUCAUCUUGUGCCAACACAGCCAGCAGCCCGCGCAGACGCUCGGCAAGCAUGGACGAGGCGGCACGGCGAGCGCUGCUCGACGCCGGCGAGGCAGAGGCGGUGACCGUCAAUCAGCGUGCCCUGAUCGACAAGAUCCUGGCCCGCUACUCGGCCGAGUUCACCUGCUGGCGCGAGCUGAUCCAGAACGCCGACGAUGCCGGCGCCACGACGUGCGAGCUGCGCUUCGAGAGCGAGGCCCACGUUGCACGACGCAAUGCAGCAGGUGCCUCUCAGGCGGGCCCGUCCGCUGAGCCAGCACAGCCGCAAGCGCCGGCGUUCGGCGCCGUGCUGAAGAACUGGGUGUUCCGCAAUGACGGCGCACCCUUCAGCGGCGACGACUGGAGCCGCCUGCGGCGCAUCGCCGAGGGCAACCCUGACGAGUCGAAGAUUGGCGCAUUCGGCGUCGGCUUCUACUCGCUCUUCUCAGUGGCUGAGGAGCCGCUUGUCGCCUCGGGCCCUGAGCUCAUGGGCUUCUUCUGGCGAGGCGACUCGCUCUUCACGAAGCGCGCCAAGAGCCCCUCGGUCGAGCUUGCGCCCUCGGGAGUGCCGUACACGACCUUCUACCUGCCGCUGCGCGAGCCGGCGCCCUUCUCCGAUUCGCCACUGGAUCUCUGCCGCUUCCUCGCCACCUCACUGACCUUCACCACGCGCGUCAAGAGUCUCUCGCUGUACUGGGACGACCAGCAGCUGUGUCGUCUGGACAAGCGCCUCGGCACGCCGCUCACGAUGACGAUGCCGUCACACCUCAACGCCACCAGUCCGCAGAAGCUCAUGAAGGCACGCGCCCUGGAGAGCCAGGGCAUUCAGAUUGACGUCGAAGUGUCGCGCGCCAUCCUCGAUCUCGCAAAGCCAUCCACGAGUGUCGCAGAUGUCAAAGCGAGCCUUGCCUCGGCGUUCAACAAGACGACGGGCAGCUCUGGCCUUGCUGGCAUGCUUAGCCUGUUCGGUCGGAACAAGGCUGCGAAGGAGAAGCCGCAAGCGCCCCCGCAGCCUAGCCCAGAAGAGCUCCGCGCCGAGGCAGAGCGCAAGAAGGCGCUGGAGGCAGACCGCUCGAAGCCCGUGCGAGCCAGCGUCUCAGUCAGCGUGGCGACGGCCAACAUCGCCGUCAGCGUGGACAAGGCGUUCAGCCGCGAGAUCGAGCGCAGCACGAAGAAGCCGCCGCCGAAAGAGACGAAAGUCCAGAUCAUCACGCAGUCCAAGGACGAGUACGAUGCCAGCUUUGCGGGCAGCCGCACGGCCAGCGGCGAGUCGAAGGACGCCGCGGGCGAUGCAUCGCGAGCGCAGAUUGCCGCCAUCUUCCAGGGCGUCAGCCCCUCGCUUGACACACAAGGUCAUGUCUUCAUCGGCUUCAAGACCUCGCAGUCGUCGAGCUUCGCUGGCCAUCUGGCAGCACGCUUCAUUCCUACUGUUGAGCGAGAAGCAGUAGACUUUGUGGACCGCUACUGUGCGAUCUGGAACAACGAGCUGCUGGCGAUGGCGGGCUACCUCAUGCGCGCCGCGUACGAGGCCGAGCUGGCAGCCAUCGGCAAGCAGUGGGAAGAGCAGAUCGGCAAAGGCACACCCAAGCCUGGCGACGAGACCGCACAGCGCCUCCUCGACCGCGCCUUGCACACCAUGCGCUACCUCACCUGCCACGCCUCUACUCCUUCUCCGCGCAUCGGCACAGCGCUCGAGGCUGCCUUCUUCAACGCGGCGCGGCAGAACACACUGACGCUCGCCUCGACGCGCGGCGUGCGGCACUCGGCCGCCGUUCGCUUUCCGAACGCCUCGUUGGCCGACUUCGUGCGCGACCUGGCGGUGCUGCCGCCACAGCACGUCGAGCAGGCGUCGCACUUCAUCGCGAAUGUCCGCAGUCGAAAUCUCGUGAAGGACGUCACGCUCGACGACGUCUUUGAUGAGCUGGCCGGGCGCGCGCUGAGCGUGAUCGAGAUGGUUGCUGCGCUCAAGUGGUGGAUCAGCGUGGCGGCCCAUCCGUCCUUCGAGCCAUCCCUACAGCCGCGUUUCCUCGGCACCGCGGUCGUCAACCUGCCCGCGACAGACGAAGCAGAGGAGCGGAACCAGGCGCUGAGCAACGUCAAUUCACUGCUCAAUCCGCAGCGGGUGCCGCCGGAGCUGCCCUUGCCGGCGUCUACGCUUUUCUACGAGGUGUCCAAGAGCCUCUUUGCAUCCGACCUCUCCCGUACAUUCGGAUGGGGCGAGCUGUCGAUCGCCGCCUGGGUCAGCGAGCUUGCGAGGUCGAGUGCUCAGGGCGCCGACGCCACGGUCAACAUCCAGCUCUCGCCCGCCUUCAGUGAGAAGGUGCUGGGCGUCGUUGCCCGCGGCUGGGGCUCGAUGCCUGCACAAGGCCACGCGCAGGUGGCUGAGGCGCUGAAGAACAUGGCGUGCAUUCCGACGGCGCGCGGCAUGUCCAAGCCUGCGGAAUCGUACAUGCCGCAAGUGGCACUGUUUCCCGACUUGGCCACGGUGGCCAUGCCCACGCUGCCGGUCAAGGGCAACUUGGAGAAGGUGCUGCUCGCCCUCGGGGUGCGGCGGCAUGUCGAGCUGCAGCUCGUCUUCGACCGGCUGGUCGCGCCUGCCGGAGGCUGGGACGUCACGCAGCUCCUGUCCUACCUCGCGACGAACAAGGACUCGCUUUCGAAGCUCGAGAUCGACCGUCUGGCAAAGACACCGAUCUUCCGCCCUCGCACAAAAGAAGGCGCGCCAGUGGCGCCCCGCAAGCCCGCAUCGCAGCUGUAUGAGCCGCGAGACGAUGUGGUGGCACUGGGCCUGCCGGUGCUGGACUGGGCCGGCAAGCCCUGGAGGGCCACAUCCGACGAGGCGCGCUUCGCUUUCGACGUGCUCGGCCUCAAGCGCCACCCGCCGCUGCCCGAGCUGCUCUCCCUUGCCUCGACGGACAAUGCAGACGCCGAGAUCCGGGAGAAGGCGCUCGAGUACUUCUUCGAGAAGCACGCUCUGUUCUACCGCGGCGACUACUCGCUGCGGGUGGGCGCUCCCUUCGCCUUUGUGCCGUGCCAGGUCGGCGAGGCAAAGACACCAGCACUCCUCAAACCGGACGAGGUGUACACCAACGCGGCAGCGAGCGUGAUGGGCUUUGCCAUCGUGGAUCAGAACAUCGUCUCUGCCGUCGACGUGCACAAGCUUGAGCUGCGCGAGAACCCGACAGGACCGCGCCUCGUAACGGCUCUCGUCAGCAAGGGCAUGACGUCCGAGAUUGAUCGCGCACGACGCAUCUUCGAGUACCUUGCGAGCACGCGCGAGCUCACUUCCGCGCACUUCACCUCGCUCAAGUCGACGGCGUUCAUUCCCGUCAUCAGUGCCGGCAGCACGCACGAGGGCAAGGAGACGGGCCCAUCGAUCACGCUACACGCUCCGCGCGACUGCUACUUCAAGGGCGGUGCCGACAGCGAGCCCGCGCUGCGCGAGAUCUUCAACUUCAUCGAUUUUGGUUCAGAGGCAGCAGCGUUCCUGCGGUCGGCGGGCGUGGCGAAGGAACCCACGACGCAGGAGCUCACCGGGCAGCUCGUGCGAUCGCCGAGCCGCUUCUUGGAGCUGCUUGGCGACGAGGGCUACAGCAAGGUGCUGCGGAGGAUUGCCGCCGCCAACUGGCAGUCCAGCUUUCCCUCGGCCCUGCGGCGCGAGAUGCAGCGCGCUCCGUUCCUGCUCGGCAGCAAGCGCGUGGCAAGCUCAAGCACGAAGGCUGCGCCAGAGAAAGGGGCAGCCGAGGACCAGGAGGACAUCGACGACGGCGCCACUGUCACCUCCUUGAAGGCAGCGCCCGACCUUGUCCUCGUCGACGAUCCCACGGCGUACCUCCUGUUCUCUUCUCACAUCUACUGCGCGCCCAUGGACGACGGACUGUCACAGUUCUACGCGCAGCUCGGCUCACCAUGUCUCUCGACCCUCGUGACCGAACAGUCACGCACCGAUGGACAAGUGCGCUCGGGCACGAGCGUGUGCGUGGAGACGCGCCGCCUCAUCGUGGAGCGCACGCCCCUGUUCUUCUUUGAGCAGCAGCUGCCGCGCAGCGACAUCCGGCGCGAUGCCGAGUGGCUCAAGAAGGAGGCAAACUUUGUCGUGCUCGAGGUCGACGGACGAGGCCUGAGCAUCACGCGCACGCUCCGCUUCGGCGCGACGGUCGCCUCGAACGUGCAGCGGUGCAGCGCCAUUGCGCACUCCGACCGCAAGCUGACGCUGUACGUCACGGCGGAUCCGGACCUCUAUGAGGUCUCGGAUGCGAUCACGCGAGCGAUCUUGAGCACGCGGCGAGCGCAUCUCGUGCCGCUAUACCACAUUCUGCUUUCUACCUCUUUGCGGACGCUGAAGAAGCGCGGCUUCCACGUCGACAAGAUCAUUGCGCAGCGCAAGGCCGCCGAGACGGAGGCAGCCGAGCAGCUCGCGCGCGAGGAACGUCGGCGCGCCGAGCUCGAGGCUCUCCAGCCGCGCGUGACGGAGAGUGACUUCAAGGAGAUGGAGCGGCAGCUCGGCGCCGUCUUCCCGGACGCAGACCCGGCGUACAUCGCGCAGCUGCUGCGCAACCAGAAGCCGAACCAUCUCGAGCACGCCACCACGGCGAUGGUGCAGCAGCCGUACCCGAGGCGUCCUAGCGGAGCCAAGCCGACUGCGCCCACCUCGGAGAAGAGCCUCGUGCCGACCGACCAUGGCAACCCCAACCCUGCGACCGGCAGCGGCAUGUUCUCGAACUGGCGCGACCGCCUGCUCCAAGGCCGCCGCAACGAAGGGCCGUCCUCCCUGGCAGCUGGCUUGUCCUCGAUCGACCGCACACCCAAGGUGCCAGGCGGCUUUGAGACGCCAACACCAGUGGCUGCGGCUGCUCGUGCAGGCCCUCAGUCGUCUUCCGAGGCAGGUCCAGGCCCGGGCGCCAUGCAGUCGACGCGCCGCAAGGCGCAGGCCGGCAGCGAGGUCACGCCGCUGUCGUCUAUCCGCAACAAUGUCUUGCAAGCUAUCCAUGCAUCACGCGCGGACAACUCGCAGCGCAUCAUCUCGCCAGAGCAGCUGACGGACGUGACGGAAGCCUCCUCGACCUACUGCGACACGAGCGGCGUCGCGACGGACCUACGCCUUGCUGGAAAGGUGGCCGGGAUGCAGGUCUACCUCUCUCCGUCGUUGUCGCCUGAUGAAACGCUCGAGCGCAACGGCGCGGCACUGCUGCGCUUCAUCCAGCUUGUGCUGCGCCCCGUGGCGGUCGACGUCUUCGGCGUCGACCCGAACGCGCUGUCCGUGUUCUGCGACGUCGAGGGCCCCUCGGUGGCCUUCAACCGCGGCGGCUCGCUCUUCUUCAACCUGCGCUACUACCUCGGCUGGCACGACGCCGACGUCGAGCAGGGCAACCGCGUCGGCGCGCUCAUCUCGAUGGCCUCGUCGGUGGCGCACGAGGUCGCCCACAAUCUCGUCUCGCAGCACGACUCGCAGCACGAGUUUUACAUGCAGUCCAUUGCCGAGGAGUUCUUCCUGCCGCUCGCUGCCCUUGUGGCGCAGGCGCAGCGCGAGUGGGCGGCGCUGAGCGCCGGCGCCGCGCGCGCCAGCGGGCAGACGGACCGGGCGACGCUGGUGGACCUCUCCUAGACCCUAGACGACGCUCCGGAUGCUCUUUUCAUGACACAGUUACCCCUCUGGCCAGCUCAGCGCGCGCGUGAUGGGCAUCUCCGGCCUGGGAGCGUCUCGGAGAUGUGUGCGCCACGCCUCGACGCGGGAUCGCCGCUCGCGUGCGCCGCAGCGCGCUCCGGCAUACUCCGCGCCUGUGCUUUGUCGAGACGUGGCAGAUGCCAGCUGACAGCGCCCAGCAGGGUGCCGCAUAUGGGCGGAGUCUGGCGCUGGGCGAUGGCAGGCCCAGGUACACGGCGGAGCUCAAAGGCGCACGGGUCCG